AUGUUUUUGGAAACGGUCGAUCCUAUCACUGGAAAACAGACAUGGAAAGUUGCGGAUGAGGACUAUGAUAUUGCUCAAGAAAUUGCUCGUAGUGGAUUUGGAGAUAUGAUUCAUGAUUUUGAAAGAAACCAGAAGUAUGAACUUGCACUAAAAUCAGUAAUUGGUGAGCUUAAAAAAACGAAGGAGAAAGUACAUGUAAUUGACAUUGGUGCUGGUACUGGUUUAUUGUCAAUGAUGGCUAUGCGAGCCGGUGCUGACAGUGUGACAGCUUUGGAAAUGUUGGAGCCAAUAGCGAAGUGCGCGGAGGAAAUUGUCCAAAAAAAUGGCUACAGUGGACAAAUACGUUUGAUUGCAUCGCGAUCAACGGAGCUGACGGAUGAACAAAUUAGUACUAUUGAAAAAGGAGAUGUAGUCGUCGCUGAAGUAUUUGAUACUGAAUUAAUUGGUGAAGGUGCUUUACGAACUUUCAAAGAAGCACACCAAAAAUUAGUGAAGCCCGGUUGUAGAGUAAUCCCAGCGUCAGCAAAGGUUUUGUUAGUUCCCGUACAAAGUGAUUUUCUUAUGCGUUUUCAUCGGCUUCCGUUUCGGCACUUCAAAGUCCCAGAAGUUUGUAAAAGAUGUCCCGGUGCCGGAGCCAUACAUGAUAUCCACAUUUCGGAAGUGCCAAAAGAAGAAAUUUGCGCACUUGCAGAACCAUUUGUGGCUUUCAGUUUCAAUUUUGAAGAUGGUUGUUCCAUUAAUUAUAACGAAACAAAUGUCAGAACAUUUGAUGCUCAAUUAGAUGGCACUUUUGAAGCAAUUUUAAUGUGGUGGGAACUUGAUAUGGAUGGUACGGGACAGAAUAUAUUAAGUACCACUCCAAAAUGGUGGAACAAAGAAGCGAAGUGGCGAGACCAUUGGGUGCAAGGUGUUUAUUACCUUGCUCAAAGUAUUCAGGUUCGAAAAAACGAAACAGUUUCACUUCGUUGUUGUCAUGAUGAAUUCUCUUUCUGGUUUGCUCUACCUCAAGAUGAAUCCGAUACCUUUGAACCCAAUUUUUGUCGAUGUAAAGUGCAUGUUGCUUGCUCACGGAAUGCAAUUCAUCGCUUAAAUGAACUUGAUGAGGAUGUUGCUUUUGAUCAUUUCUUGAAAGAGAAUUUUACAGGAAAAUCGGUAGCUCUUCUUGAUAACGCGUCGCUUAUGAGUUUGUUGCUUGCAAAAUAUGCAAAAGAAGUCCAAAUUGUUGAACCAGAUGACCAUUUUGUAGGAAUCAUUUCGGCUUACAUUGAGGAAAAUCAAAUAAAGAAUAUCCAAGUAUAUGAAGAUCAUGCUUCUGUUUCUUGUCAUGAAGUUGAUGCUAUUGUAUCAGAACCGUUUUAUCAGUUCUCUUUUCUUCCGUGGGACAAUCUGUGCUUCUGGUUUAUGGCACGUAACUUGUUAAAAUCCUUCGAAUCCAGAUAUUGUCCAUUAUCACCAAGGAAAGGCAUCAUGUAUGCAAUGCCAGUCAAAUUCGAUGAGUUGUGGAAAAUAGCAGCCCCAUUCGGUAUCGUGGAAGGCUUCGAUUUGACGCCCUUUGAUGAUGUGAUUAUCAGAGCUCGAAGUGCUGUCGAUGCAAUGGUUGAACCCCAUCCGCUAUGGGAAUAUCCUUCGAUCGUAACUGGGGAGUCAGUUGUGCUUGGUCAAUUCGAUUUUAACAAACCUCCGACUCAUACAUCCUUUAAGACAAAAAUUGCUCCUUCCAUGAUUGGUACAAAUGCUAUCAUUUUCUGGAUGGAUUGGCUGCAUGACGGUUAUCGAUUAACUAGCGGACUUUUAAACAAUCCUGUAAUAGGCGGACGACCAAAGUGGUCUAUUUCGCAUCGACAAGGCGUUCAUUUUCUUCCGGAAGCAGAAAGAUGUCUACCAUCCUGUUCUUCCAUCGAUAUUAAAGUUAACUUUUGUCCUAAUGUGCAGUCUAAUGCGCAGUUUUUAUUCCAUUUUCAGUAUGAAACUUCGUGA
Acanthocheilonema viteae is the source of this 1977-nucleotide messenger RNA. The record is from the annotation of a GenBank genome assembly. NCBI's taxonomy places the organism in Eukaryota, Metazoa, Nematoda, Chromadorea, Rhabditida, Onchocercidae.